Molecule: messenger RNA, 1814 nt
Organism: Cucumis sativus (cucumber)
Lineage: Eukaryota; Viridiplantae; Streptophyta; Magnoliopsida; Cucurbitales; Cucurbitaceae
Gene: 6PGDH
Product: 6-phosphogluconate dehydrogenase, decarboxylating 2, chloroplastic
Biological process (GO): pentose-phosphate shunt, oxidative branch; pentose-phosphate shunt
Cellular component (GO): cytosol
Molecular function (GO): NADP binding; phosphogluconate 2-dehydrogenase activity; phosphogluconate dehydrogenase (decarboxylating) activity
Source: RefSeq, marked validated
GCCUCCAUUUCUGACCUCGACUCCUCCGUCUCUUUCUCCCUCGUUGCUUUUCUUUCUCCUCCAACCUCCCAUGGAAGCUUCUACAGCUCUUUCUCGCAUAGGCCUUGCCGGCUUGGCCGUCAUGGGCCAAAACCUCGCCCUCAACAUCGCUGAGAAAGGCUUCCCCAUUUCCGUUUACAAUCGCACCACUUCCAAGGUUGAUGAGACUGUAGAUCGCGCCCAUAACGAAGGUAAUCUCCCUCUUUUUGGUCAGUACAAUCCUCGUGAUUUUGUUCUCUCUAUUCAACGUCCUAGAUCGGUUAUCAUCCUCGUUAAGGCUGGUUUGCCCGUCGAUCAAACCAUUGCUGCCUUGUCUGACCACUUGGAGCCUGGUGAUGCAAUCAUUGAUGGUGGUAAUGAGUGGUAUGAGAAUACUGAGCGUCGAAUUGCGCAGGCUUCUGAACGAGGGAUUCUUUAUCUUGGGAUGGGGGUUUCUGGUGGUGAAGAUGGUGCUCGUCAUGGUCCCUCGUUGAUGCCUGGAGGAUCUUUUCAGGCUUAUUCUAAUGUUCAAGAUAUUCUCAAGAAGGUAGCUGCUCAAGUUGAUGAUGGUCCUUGUGUUACUUACAUAGGUGAAGGGGGUUCCGGAAAUUUCGUUAAGAUGGUGCAUAAUGGUAUUGAAUAUGGUGAUAUGCAGCUCAUUUCGGAGGCCUACGACGUUUUGAAACAUGUCGGAGGGUUGUCCAAUUCCGAAUUGGCUGACAUUUUCUCUGAGUGGAACAGGGGGGAGUUGGAGAGCUUUCUAAUUGAGAUAUCAGCUGAUAUCUUUAAAGUUAAAGAUGAACAUGGUGAUGGGGAAUUGGUCGAUAAGAUUUUGGACAAGACUGGGAUGAAAGGAACUGGGAAAUGGACUGUGCAGCAAGCUGCUGAGCUUUCCAUUGCAGCACCAACGAUUGCAGCCUCGUUGGAUUGUAGAUACUUGAGUGGAUUGAAGGACGAGAGGGAAAGUGCGGCGGAGGUGUUGAAGGAAGCAGGUAUGACGGAUAGUGUAGGAUCCGUGAGAAGUGGGAUUGACAAGAAGAAGUUGAUCGAAGAUGUAAGGCAAGCUUUGUAUGCCUCCAAGAUUUGCAGCUAUGCUCAGGGGAUGAACUUGCUAAGGGCCAAGAGCUUGGAGAAGGGAUGGAACUUGAAUUUUGGGGAAUUGGCGAGGAUUUGGAAAGGUGGGUGCAUCAUAAGAGCUGUGUUCUUGGACAGGAUCAAGAAGGCAUAUCAGCGCAAUCCCAACCUUGCUAGCUUGCUGGUGGAUCCUGAGUUUGCUAGAGAGAUGGUGCAGAGGCAGGCUGCUUGGAGGAGAGUCGUGGGGUUGGCCAUAUCGGCAGGGAUCAGCACCCCGGGGAUGUGUGCUAGCCUUGCCUAUUUCGACACAUACAGGCGUGCUAGGCUGCCUGCCAAUCUUGUGCAGGCGCAAAGAGACUUAUUUGGGGCUCAUACAUAUGAGCGGGUGGAUCGCCAAGGCUCCUACCACACAGAGUGGACAAAGCUGGCUCGCAGUGCUGAUGCUGGAGUUGGCAUUUUCAACUGAGCCUUUGAGCUGCCUACCAAUUUGGCUGGUUUUCUUUCUCUGCUUCAAUUGGGUGCAAAUUUCCUACUUGAUUUUGCUUGCCCAUUUCAAAAGUUAGUAGGUUUUCUUUUUUGUAUCACAGUUUGGACAGUCUUCCAUGCUUCUUAGGGGAGUAGAUAGCAGAUAAUUUUUACUGGCCUUGAGUAUUUGCUAUGAAUAAUAAUUAAUAAGGAAAAAACAAGAAAGAAGCAACAGCUGCAGAAUGGCCAUUGAGUUC